AUGCUCGCUCACGGAGAGGUGAAGCGGAAAAAAAACUACAUUGAUCUGUUUUUCAGUCAAAAGUGACUGAAAAUUUCAAAAAUUGUUUUAGUAUUAAAAAACAUCGCGGUUAAAAGUGAGGGUUGAAAAAUGCUGCAUUUUUUCGCAAAAGCAAGUGGAAAAAACAGCAUAGAAAAAAAGCUUCAGAAGCAAAUUAUAUUAAAUAGAGAGAUAGCUGGCUGACAUUAA
Messenger RNA from Blepharisma stoltei, 228 nucleotides. The record is from the annotation of a GenBank genome assembly. NCBI's taxonomy places the organism in Eukaryota, Ciliophora, Heterotrichea, Heterotrichida, Blepharismidae.